This is a messenger RNA of Pseudocercospora fijiensis CIRAD86, 2545 nucleotides long. RefSeq lists its product as uncharacterized. The coding region runs from base 1 to 1707 and encodes 568 amino acids. NCBI's taxonomy places the organism in Eukaryota, Fungi, Ascomycota, Dothideomycetes, Mycosphaerellales, Mycosphaerellaceae. Gene Ontology annotation, biological process: transcription by RNA polymerase II. The record is from RefSeq and is a predicted model, not a curated record. Gene Ontology annotation, cellular component: nucleus. The transcript has 5 exons.
AUGAACGACCGGAUAUGUCUUCCAUCCUCCGCACCAGCUGACAUCUCUGUGCCCUCUUCAUGCAUUGUCAUGGUCCUGACCCCGAAUCUUGGAAGGGAUUCACUUUGCGAGAUCACGAAUGCCCAUGCAAGCGACGCAUCGGGAGCCCACAGCAGCACAACUUCCAUGCCGCCCUCGUUAGUCACUUUGACCUCACUUUCGUAUCAAGACGUUCAUCGCCAUCGUGGCAUUCGAGCAUGCACAUGCGUCGAAUGUGAAUGGACGCGCUUUUCUCCCGAAUUAGUGGGCUUCAACAACACCACACAACAAUCUGCCGACAUGAUCAGGGGUGAGCGGAUAGAGCUGGAUCUGGGUUCGGACAGCGAAAAUGAUGCAUCAAAUCUGAGUGCGCCUCUUCCGGGUGCCUUCGUGAAUGAUGUGCUCGAGCGCAAGCCGAAAGCUCCCAAGCCUCCGUCUGCGCCGGUGGUGAAAACGAAAACGGGAUUUCCAGAGCACAAAAAGCGGCCGAUAGUGAGCAGAUUCAAGCAGCAGAAGUCUGAGAGCCUUCAACAUGAUCUCAAUUGGGGUAGCUCGAGAUCAGCUCCAUCUACACAAGCUCCGGUGAAGCCCAGCACUGUACCUUCUCACGACCAUGCUAGUGGCCACGCCAAAACCUGGGAAGAAGAGGAGAAAGAGCGGAUAGAUCAAGAAAAUCGCCAAAAGCUCGCCUCCAUGUCUGCAGAAGAGAUCGAGGAAGAGCGCCGAGAACUAAUGAACAGCCUCAGCCCAGCGUUCCUACAGCGACUCUUCGCGAAAUCUGAUGUCGGAAGUGGGAGUAACGAAGUAGACCUUUCGUCUCAUGUCCCUGCUCAAGAACCUGCAAUCGCAGAUGCAACGCAGCCCAAGCCCAAGACCAACAAAUCUGUGAAGUUCGAAGAGCAACCCAAGCUAGGAGACCCAGAUGAGGAUGAAGAAGAACGCCUCGCGACAGCGACAAAGGACGAUUCUGAGGCACCAGCAGUCGACGAGCUACCGCACGACACAGUUCACUUCCCCCGCGCACCACAGCCUCCAGAGCUGGACCCCUCAUCAGACAGCUUCCUCGAGGAUCUGCACCAGAAAUACUUUCCUUCCCUACCUUCAGACCCAGACAAGCUAGAAUGGAUGCAAACAUCAAAAUCCAAAAAUACAUACGACCCUUCAUCCUCAGCUCUCAACGCCAGCGAUAUUCGCUUCUCUUUCAAAGGCGAGAUCAUUCCGCCUUCAAAAGCAUCAGUACUACCAGUCACGCUCGGCCUGCAUCACCAUGGCGACGCACCCGAUGCAGCAGGCUACACUGUCGCUGAACUAGCACAUUUGUCACGAUCGAGCUAUCCUGCGCAGCGAUGUAUAGCUUUCCAGACUUUGGGACGUGUGCUGUAUAGAUUGAGCAAAGGCGAAUUUGGAGAUCCAGGAGAACCAGAGCAGUUGCUGAAUGAGGGUGUGGUGGAAGGGCCGGAGGAUACGUUUGGUGAGCUGGCGAGAGGAUUGUGGAGGGAAGUGGAGAGACUGCAAGUGAUCCAGACUCUUGUCGAUGAGAGCGAGGGCAAAGGUGUGGAUGGAGGAAAGCAUGUCAGUGCCAAAGCAUAUGCGACUGAGGCUGUAUGGUUGUGGAGGAAGGGAGCCGUAAAGAAGGGACAUCAUACUUCUCAUAUCAGCGCAGCUGGCUACACUGCUGAUACCGCAUAACCAAUGCAGAAUGGAAUGCAUCCUCACAACGCCGCCUUCCCAGCAACCAACCCCCAACUCCCAUCCCGAAACUUCACAACCUUCCCCUCCCCCUCCAACUUAGCAAGAACCUGCUUAACCCCACCCUCCGCCGGCCCCCAAAGAUUCUCCGGAUACUUCCUAUAAAUCACCUUCACCAACUCCAUACUCGUCCAACCCUCCGUCUCCCCGGGUUUCUCCCCCUUCAGCGUCUCCAGCACCUCCUCCUCCCUCAUUCUCCGAUGCUCGAGAUACUCCCUCACCUUCCCAGGCCCAUCCUCAACAACAUCUCCAUGCGCCGGAUACGCCCUCCCCUUGAACGCCCUCUCCAUAACCCUCAACGACUCAACAUACAUCCCAAGAUCCUCAAAAACCGCCGUCCCAUGCCCCAAAACAUUAUCCCCCGUAAACAUCGCAUCCUCCUCUUCCAGAAAAAAAGCCAUAUGAUCAACCGUAUGUCCCGGAGAAUGCAACGCGUGAAUCCUCGCCCCUUCAACUUCAAAAACCUCUCCAUUUUGAAAAUCCACUUCGUCUUUCCGUCCGGGUUUCCUUUGAUUUUUGUAAAUCUUCACAUUCCCAUUCCCGCUACCGCCGCCGCCACCGCUACAAAUUUCCUUCACGUCUUCCACUCCACCAACGUGAUCCGGAUGCCAAUGCGUAAGAAUCACCUUCUCGAUACUAGCAUUUUCCUCUUUCAAGACUUUCUGUAAAGAGGUUUUCCAGAUGUUUUUGCCCUCGGCUGUGUCGAGGAGUAGACGUUUGGGUCCGGUGCCGAGGAGGUAUGUGUUUGUGCCUUGGAGGGUGAAUUUGCUGGGAUUGC